This is a messenger RNA of Phanerochaete carnosa HHB-10118-sp, 1091 nucleotides long. RefSeq lists its product as uncharacterized. Lineage: Eukaryota; Fungi; Basidiomycota; Agaricomycetes; Polyporales; Phanerochaetaceae. The transcript is spliced from 2 exons. The coding region runs from base 15 to 1091 and encodes 358 amino acids. The record is from RefSeq and is a predicted model, not a curated record.
UCCUCUUCCCUCGCAUGUCGAACUCCUGCGCAGCAGUCGUCUACGCCGAGCAGCUUGUUAGCCGCGGCUACGGGCUGCCUCUCUGGCACCCGGAGCCUGCAGAGCCGUUUGGUGAAAUCGAGAUCGGAGACGUCGGCUACGUGAGCGAGGGCACAUUCAUCCGGCUUUUCAAUGUGCUGCGCCCUGUGGAUGACCCUAUUAAUGCGGAUGGAGUGCCUGAGGGGUUCGUCACGCUACGACCUAAUCCACGUCUCUUGCGAUCCGGCGAGCAGCACGUAUCUCCUGGCCCAAUCUGUACGACAACGACGACGUACCGAAAAGUGGGCGUAGAAGCGGAAGGUGCCGUUGCGGCAUCAUACACCUUUAGCUGCAAUAGCAGUCGCGGCGCCGUCGCUGUUCUGGGGGACAGCGGACAUCAGCAGUGGUACCUGCGCAACCGGAGCUUCCGGCAAUACAUCGCGAAGUACCACUCCUCUUGGUACGACUUCGCCGUGGCAAAGGACCAUGACAUUGCACCCGAAUCGCUCGUGCUCGUCUCGGGCUGGCUCAAGACAUCGGAGUGGGCGAUCGCGACGUUCUCGAACCAAGGAAAGGCCCACGAUAUGUCGCUUAGCGCCUGCGCAGGCUCGUACGCGUCAGCUGCCUUCGAGAUCUCUGCGGGCACGGAGGUGCAGAUGUCCGUUGAGCAGCGCUCUGGUCCACCCGAGAAGGCUGGAGUAGCGGAGGGCCGCUUGCCACAUGAUCAAUGUCUUUUCCUGAGGUACUACAAGCUCAAGAACCGCGCGCUCGGCAGGCCGAAGGUGUCUCUGCAAGCUGACGCAAGAGACGUGCAAAGUCCGUGGCAAGAAUCGCUGCCGUCGCACCGGCACAACAGGGGCUCAACAUCGAGCGGCACGGGCAGCCCAUCAGGAUCUUCACGAUCGUGGCUCUCACGCCUCUUUGGGGAGCAACGGUCGACAGGCCGCCCGAACCCAUGGCGUAAAGCCAGCUCGACGGGCUGGAGUAGCGGCAAAUCAGGUUUAUCGCAGGUGGAGGAGAUGCCACGGGCGGAUGACUUGGAGAGCGUGAGUAUUAGCGAGUCUGGUGUGUGA